AGUCAGUUCAUGAUUCCUGACCACAGAGCUCGUUUCAACCAGACUUCUGUUAGCAUCACCGAGUCACAUAUUUCUGCUUCUUUUAACCUCUCGUUUCACCCUUUUCUCCAAAGGCCUAUAUACCUUCUUUUGUAUUCACACCAGUUUCUUACUUUACCCCUUCACAGACCGUAAGCUAAAGUUCCUUUUUCUGUAAAAAAAUGUCACAUCUAAUUAUCAGCAGUUGUCUUUUUUCUUUUUUCUAAAACAAAAAUGUCAUCUUCCUGGGGUUGGUUAGAAGUUAACAGGAAGCUGCAAAGAAGUUGCACCAGAUGCCAUUAUGUGGUUGUUUAGAAAGAGUUAUGGAGUGAGUCAAGUCUUUGUACUAUUUCACUGUAGACAUGGCCUCCAGAAACACAGGUUUUCUAACAUGCAAAUUCCACAUGCAUACCCCACCUUGAGUUUAAUUUUACUUCACUUUUGUAAGUCUUCCUUGCUAAAUUUCAAAGUCAACUGACGUGUUUUAACUGAUGAAGAGCUUCAUAUUUGUGAAGAUGAAUUAAUGGAAGGAGAAGGACUUAAAAAGACCUUGUUUAUUUGGUGGCUUCUGUUCCUAAAUUAUUUUAGUUUCUUGAAUUGGGAAUAUGGAGAUGGCCGCUGUCUCUUUGUUUGUUUUCUUUGCUCUCUUUCAACCCGUGCUUCUUCAACCAAUAGAAGGUCCAAAUUGUCCCCGUUUUAACUGUGGAAGUCUCGGGGAACUCGUCUUCCCUUACACUAACAUAACAGAGAAUACGGAAUGCGGUUUAUUUGUAGUGAAUGACUGUGAUAAGGAGCAUCGGCAGAUCCAGUUAGAGAGAGGAUCAGGAAAAUGGUAUACAGUUGAAAGGAUCCAAUUCCAAAACCCUUCAGUGAGUUCCAUUUCCAUCAUUGACACAGAGCUUCAGAAGAGUUUGGAUUCAAGGAAUUGCGCAUCCUUCAACAAUUUAAGUCUUCCGCAUGUGCCACUCGUUAAUAUACAAAUUGUGCCCAGCCAAUUAAUAACCCUGUUGAAAUGCGAUCCCACUGCUAAAGUUACAAGUCCUCUUAAUAAAUUUAACCACACAGGGUGCCCCAACCUCAACAUUUUCUACACUGACAUAACUAGAGAAAUACCUAUUCCUCCAACCAGUUGUUCAACUAUUCAGCUUCCAGCGAAUAUAGACAAUGGUUAUGAGGAUAUAUUCAAACUAUUAACUGCUGACUUCACUCUUCAAGUGACUCUAUCAUUUGAAUUCCACUUUUGUGAGCAGUGCCAUUUACAAGCAGGCGAAUGUCAUGGCAACAGCACAGGGAAGUUGCAGUGUCUAAAUGCCAAUGGAUCGGAAAUUAAAAUAAAUUGGGAAAAAGAAGGGCCAGAACCUCAUAAGAAAAAGAAGGAAGAGUUGGCAUGGGAACUAGCAGUAGGUUUGGGAUGCCCUGCUUUCCUUAUAACAUUGGCGCUCGUGAUUUUCUUCUGUCGUCGACACAAUAGAAAAAUGGCUUCCCCAAACCUUCUUCGAGUAAACACUUACUCUGGUGCCUUCUCAAAAUCAGACCUCGAAGGUGCUAAUAUCUAUUUUCGAGUCUCCAUUUUCUCCUAUGCUGAACUUGAAGAAGCCACUAAUAAUUUUGCCUCAGAAAAUGAACUCGGAGAUGGAGGUUUUGGAACUGUUUUCUAUGGAAAACUUCAAGAUGGGCGUGAGGUUGCAGUCAAGCGUUUAUAUGAGCGCAACUGCAGGAAAGUACAGCAGUUCUUGAAUGAAAUUGAAAUCCUUACUCGACUGCGCCACCAAAAUCUUGUGUCCCUUUAUGGGUUUACUUCACGCCGCAGCCGCGAGCUCCUGCUUGUCUACGAAUACAUUCCCAAUGGAACUGUUGCUGAUCAUCUUCAUGGCGAUCGAGUCAAUUCUAGUCCACUCACCUUGCCUAUUAGGAUGAGGAUUGCGAUAGAAACCGCCAAUGCAUUGGUUUACCUUCAUGCUUCUGGUAUCAUUCAUCGAGAUGUGAAGACCAACAACAUCCUCCUUGACAACAAUUUCUGUGUCAAAGUUGCAGAUUUUGGGAUUUCCAGAUUGUUCCCCAAUGACGUUACUCAUAUAUCAACAGCCCCACAAGGGACUCCUGGCUAUGUUGACCCUGAAUAUUACCACUGUUACCAGCUAACUGAAAAGAGUGAUGUUUAUAGCUUUGGUGUUGUCCUGGUUGAGCUCAUAUCAUCCAUGCCUGCUGUCGAUAUAACAAGGGAAAGGCAUGAGAUUAAUUUGGCCAACUUGGCAAUAAACAAGAUUCAAAGAUCUGCAUUUGAUGAGUUGAUUGACCCUUUUCUUGGAUAUCAGUCAGAUGAAGAAGUACAAAGAAUGACAGUAUUAGUUGCAGAGUUGGCUUUUCUCUGUUUACAGCAAGACAAGGAAAUGAGGCCUGCUAUGCAUGAGGUUCUGGAGGAACUAAAGAGAAUUGAAAGUGGGGAAUGUGAGUCGGAUAAUUUAGAGAACAGGAAGCAUGGUGAUGUCUAGGUAUUCAAAGGGUCAGAUCCGGCGCUGCCACCAGAUAUUGUAGCUGAAAAAUGAGUAGUAUUACUACAUCCUGUGCUACUUAGUUUUCAAAAUAACUUAUUAGUGUAUCUACUUAGUUCUUGUUUUAUUUUCUCCCUGCUUACUGAAGGAACCUUGCUCGACAUUGAGAAUGAUUAUUAAACCGAAACAAAAAUCAGUUUGUUCAGAACUAAACAACAGAAGGGUUAUUUAAAGCAGAAUAAGGAGAAGUUUUAAUCA
Messenger RNA from Ricinus communis (castor bean), 2768 nucleotides. RefSeq names its product LEAF RUST 10 DISEASE-RESISTANCE LOCUS RECEPTOR-LIKE PROTEIN KINASE-like 1.1. NCBI's taxonomy places the organism in Eukaryota, Viridiplantae, Streptophyta, Magnoliopsida, Malpighiales, Euphorbiaceae. Gene Ontology annotation, biological process: protein phosphorylation. The transcript has 4 exons. Bases 624 to 2510 code for a protein of 628 amino acids. Gene Ontology annotation, molecular function: ATP binding; protein kinase activity. The record is from RefSeq and is a predicted model, not a curated record.